CCCGCCCUGGUGCGCCCUGCGCUCGCUCCCGCGGCUUCUUCCCUCUGCGUUUUCUCCAGCCAGCUAGCUCUUGCCCAGAGUUGCCAGCACGGGACGCGGUGUCCCCAGCACCCUGUACCCUUAAGGCUAUGGGGUGGAGAAGGCUCCUCCUGCUUCUGCCUCCCUUGCUGUGCAGCCUCGGGGAUUCAGGUGCUGAUGAAGCAAAAUGUAACAUGACAAGGCAAGCUGCAUGUGAAGAGAAAUGCAUUCCUGUGACCUGGUUGUGCAAUGGGGAGCAAGAGUGCCCUGAUGGAGCUGACGAACAGUGUGAAGAAAUGUGUCGUGGACAUCCACAGGCCUGGCCAUGUGACAAUGGGAAGUGUAUUGCUCUCAGCUGGCUAUGUGAUGGUGUCGGUGACUGUUUAGAUGGUUCUGAUGAGGUGGACUGCGAGACACUGACAGCUUGUCCUGACCAAAAAGUUCGCUGUUCAGGAAAUUCUCAGUGUCAUGAUGCAUGGGAACUCUGUGAUGACCUUGAGGGCUGUGAAGAUGGGUUUGACAAAGCACAUUGUCCCCAGACCCAGUGUCUGGCUGGGCAGUGGCAGUGCAAGAACAAGGUGUGCAUCAUGGAUGGCUGGAAGUGUGACGGUAUUGACCACUGUGGUGAUGCCUCAGAUGAGGAGAUCUGUGCUUCCUGUCCAGAAGGCAUGUUUGGAUGUGAUGAAAGGAAAUGCAUCCCACAGUCCCUGAUGUGUAACAAGGAAGCAGAUUGCACAGAUGGUACUGAUGAACCAACAACAUGUGGUAAAAACUGCUCAGUGGUCAAUGGAGGCUGUGAGGGACAGUGCAGUGAUACUAACUGGGGUGUCCGAUGUUCCUGUGGGCCUGGCUGGGAAUUACAGUCGGAUGGCCAGAGCUGUGGAGAUGUAGAUGAGUGCUCUAUGGCAUAUAGUCCUUGUGGCCAACUGUGUCUUAAUACACCAGGCUCUUACUCCUGUUCAUGUAUUCAAGGUCACCUGCUCUACAAUGGAACUGACUGUCAAGUGUCAGGUGAUGCUGUUAAAAUUCUUAUAGCAAUGGAUCAAGAACUUGGUGUCCUGGAUCGCAACACAGGCAUCUGUGAGACUCUGAUAUCUAUAAAAUUGAGACCCACUUCUAUUGCAUAUGAUCUUGAGAGGGGCAUAUACUUUUGGGUAGAUGAAGUCUUAAAUAUGUUUGUCCUUGGGAAGCCAAGCCCUCGUCCCCUCUACCCAGAACUUAAAACAGUAAACAGUAUCUCUUUGGACUGGUUUACGGGACAGUUGUAUUGGGCUAGCAGCUCUGCAAGGGUCAUCUGUGCUGGCUUAAGUGAUGGCAGAGGCUAUGUCAAAAUCUUGGAAAAGGAUCUUGUGCCAGAGCAGCUAAUAGUGUUUCCUGCAAAGAAGUACUUAUACUGGGUGAAUCAAGGUGAAAGAGGUGUGAGGACUAUUGAAACUGCAGGGAUGGAUGGAUCUGACAGGAAAGUGCUUGUAGUUGUAACCAUGGAGGAACCUGUAGGAUUGACACUUAACUAUGUGACUGGAAGGCUUUACUGGAUCAGUAAAUAUAAAGAGUCCAUAGAGACAGUAAAGGUGGAUGGCAGUGGGAGACACACCUUCCCCAAGAUCUUGGAAGAUGAAGAUCCAAUAGGACUAGCUGUCUUCGAGAAUUCUUUCUUCUGGGCAAACAAACAACAGCUUUUUCAUACUUCACCCCAUACCCCAAAGGAGAGGGUGGUGAUACUUAAUGCCUCUAUAUCUGCUUUUUCAGUUCUCCACAAAUUCCAACAAAAUAAGAACAGGUACCCAGUGUGUGUUCCAGGCUCUUGUAGCCACUUAUGUCUCCUGUCUCCUGUCCAUCACAAGGGCUAUAAAUGUGUCUGUCCAGAAGGAAUGCUUCUUUUACCUUCUGGUACAUGCAGUGAGCUAAAACUUGUAUUUUCUUCGGGAAAACGGCUCUACUUGCUGAAAAUCGGCUUUAUGGGAACUUCUAUAGAGAGAACUUUAGUUCAAGAGCAUCCUUGGAACAUGUACUUACUGGAUAUUGACUGGAAAAGAAAGCUCAUCUACUGGACAAAUGCUCAGGGACAUCUGUUCUGUUCAGCUGGCUACAAAGGGAAAAAGCAAGAGAUUUGGACAGAACCUGCAGUCUGCUCAGGAAGUGUGGACAUAUCAACUGGGAAUUUGUAUUGGCUUCCCUGUGACAGAAGUGCUAUUCAGAAGACUAAAAUGACUGGUCCCCACACCCACAGCCUCUACAGAACAGACAGCAUCAUACUACAUCUUCUUCUCGAUUGGCCAAAGAGGAUGCUCUACUGGGUAGAAAGUGGAAAACAUCUGCAAAGUAUGACUCUUGAUGGCAAGGACAGGCGAGAAGUCUGGAGAGGCACAUGGACAGCUGACACCCACAUGACCUUAGACCUCAGUUCCUCUAGCAUCCUCUGGACUACCAAAGGGUUAGGGUUGCAAAGUCUGAGUAUUCUAAAAAACAGAACAUAUACUUUGAACAAGACCUGGAGUGAUGGCAUGAUAGCAGCCCAUGAGCCCUACCUGGCAACGGUGAACAGAGCAGCCCUUGUUCUGUGGAACAGGAAAAUGAUGGUGCCCCUGUCAGUGUCCAGAGAGCCCUUUAUAAGGAAGAUGAUCAUCUUGGCGGAGAACCAGCUGGCUCCAGAUCCUGAGAUGGAAGGAGAAGCCAUGUUCACUCCACCUACUCAUCCUCCAUCACCCCCUUUACUUUGCAUCCGAUCCUCUAUCCCCUGUCGGAAUGGGAAGGAAUGUAUUACCAGGGAGGAUCUCUGUGAUGGUGAGCAGGACUGUCAGGAUGGCUCAGAUGAAGAGAACUGUUCCCAGUUCUGCAACAAACCAGGGGUCUUCCAGUGUCUGGAUGGAAACAAAUGCAUUGAGGAGAAAUAUCACUGUGAUGGGACUCAGCAGUGCCUGGAUGGGUCUGAUGAGUUGGACUGUUGGAAGCCCAUGGAAGAUUGUUCUCUUCACUGUGACAAUAAGACUCGCUGUAUUCCUAAGGCCUGGUUAUGUGAUGGCAAUCCAGACUGUUCUGACAAGAAAGAUGAACAAGGAUGUAUUCACAAGAAAUGCAGCAUAUCUGAAUUUAGAUGUUGGAAUGGCCAAUGUAUAUCUUAUUCUCUGCACUGUGAUGGGAACCGAGACUGUCUGGACCAUUCAGAUGAAGAAGGCUGUGCAGUGAACUGGUCUCUGCGAUGCUCAGCAGGGGAAGUGAAAUGCCCCAGGAGUGGAGAGUGUGUGUUAGCAGAGUGGAUAUGCGAUCAUGACUUAGACUGCAAAGAUGGAACUGAUGAGAAGGACUGUGAUCUUGAGGAACAACCCUGCAGCUCAAGGCAGUGGUCCUGUACCAGUGGAGACCAGUGUGUGCCUGACUCCUGGCGCUGUGAUGGGCAGCGUGACUGCAGAGAUGGCAGUGAUGAGGCUGGAUGUCCUUCCUCAAAGUGCUGGAGUUCCGAAUUCCAGUGUGGCUCUUCUGCCUGUCUUAACAUCAGCCUGGUGUGUGAUGGGACUAAGGACUGUGAAGAUGGCACAGAUGAAGGAGGAGAGUGCUCGUUGCCAUGCAUCCAAGGGAGGUGUUCUCACACCUGCUACCCAACUCCACAUGGACCUGAAUGUGCUUGCAAGCAAGGCUUUGAGCUGGAGAUUGGUGGCCAGAGUUGCAUGGAUGUAGAUGAGUGCCUGGAAUCAGGGAGUCAGCGGUGCAGUCAGACCUGCAUCAACACUGUGGGCUCCUACAGCUGUACCUGUCGUCCUGGUUACUUACUAGAACCUGAUGGACACACCUGUAAAGCAGCAGGUACUGAGCCAAUCCUGCUCGUGGCAAUUCGGUUUAACCUGCUCCUCUAUGGACUGAGGAGCUUGAAAGAAGAUAUUCUGGAAACUACAGACAAGAACCUAAUUAUUAUCUCUAUUGACUAUGAUUUAGUGGAUCAGAAAGUCUUCUGGACAGAUCUCAAUGCAGAAAGUAUUCAGUGGAUAAGUAUGCACACCAAGAAGAAAGGGAUAGUGGUGAAAGGGAUAAAGUCAAACUGUAUAGCAGUUGACUGGAUUGGGAGAAAUCUCUACUGGGUUGAUGGGACAGAUGGCCAGAUCUUGGUGAUUCAGUUGACUGCUACUUGGAGCGGAAAACCUGAGUACACAGUUGUCUUCAAUGAUGACUUGAAUCAACCACAGUCCUUGGCACUAGAUCCCCUAAAUGGGUUAAUGUACUGGUCUGAAAUUGGAAGUGAACCUCAAAUAGAACAAGCUGGAAUGGAUGGUAGCAGCAGAAAAAUACUCAUCAGUCAAGGUCUUGGAUGGCCAACUAGUAUAACUCUUGACCAGUCAAGUUGGAAGAUAUACUGGUCUGAUGACAAAUUUCACUGUAUUGGCUCUGCUAACCUAGAUGGUACUGGUAUUAGUACAUUGCAGCUAACACGAAUUAAGAGUCCCUUUUCAGUUGCUGUGUUUGAAGAUGAUGUUUUCUGGUCUGAAACGAAGACAAGGACCAUACAACACAUGAGGAAGGCCACAGGAAAGGGCAGGACUGUCCUCAUCAAGCGUUUUGAACAGCCUUAUGGAUUCAAGAUAAUGCAUGAAGUGCUACAGCCUAGGUCUCUUAAUCCUUGUCUGGACACUGGGUGUUCUCACUUGUGCCUUCUGAGCCCACAAUCCAAGGGAAGCUGUUAUUGCCCAGUUGGAUUUCUGCUUGCAGAUGACGGCGUCAGCUGUGUUUCUCCCCAAGAGUCUGCAUAUCUAUUCCUUGUAUUCCCUACAGUUAUUGCACAGAUAUAUCUGAAGAAUCUAGGAGCUUUACCAGGACAAGAAGCAUUACCAGAACAUAGAAUACUUCCCUUUACCAAUGUGAACCAGCUUGCAUCAGUGGACUAUCUUAUCCAGGAAAAGGCUCUCUACCUUUCAGAGUUGAAUACUGGUGCUAUCAGGUUACUGAGUCUCAAAGAAUCUGGAAAGCUUUCAUGGAGGAAAAUCUUAUCUGUAGAGGGGAAAGUGAUUGACCUUGCGGUGGACUGGUUGAGUGGAAACUUAUAUUGGAUUGACAGUGAGAAUCCUCAUAUCAAGGUAGCUUCUUCAAAAGGACAGUCUUCCAUUGUCUUGCUCCAUGAAAAUCUCUACUACCCAACCUCUGUUGUGCUGUACCCACCAACUGCAGUCAUGUGCUUUGUGGACCUGGAUUCCCAAAAUGAUGGCAGUCCUGGCUCUAGUAUUGAGUGCGCUUCUAUGGAUGGCAGCAGGAGAAAGGGGCUGUGGCAAAAAUCCCAGCUUCCUGUGGGACUGGCAUUUUCAGAUACAGGGACCCAAAUAUACUGGGCUGAUACUGGGAGAGGACUGAUAGAAAGUAUUUAUCUAGAUGGCUCUGGAUACAGAGUAGAGCGCAGAGGAAUUCAGGGUCUUAACCUCUUUACAUUUGGUCAUGGCAUGAUGUACUGGACCACAACUGGUGACACCCAAGUCACUAAAGUUUGGUACAGCAAGGCAGAACUUUCAGAAAACUGGUGGUUUCAAAUAGACCAGAAGAUUGUGGAUUUGAAAUUUUAUAGUUAUCUUCAACAGCAAGGUACUAACGGCUGUUCAAAAGACAAUGGAGGAUGUAGCCAUGUCUGUUUACCAAACCCUGAAGGACAAAUUUGUAAAUGCCCUAGUGGAUACUACUUGGAUCAUAAAAACAAGUGCAUUAACGUUGUCCAGUGUUCUGUGCCUUCAAAAUCCUGUGGGGAUGGUCAGACAUGCAUCUCCAUGGAGCAAAUAUGUGAUGGCCAUGCUGACUGUCUGGAUGGAUCUGAUGAGAAUGACUGUACUUACUCAGACACAGGAUAUCAAACACCAAAGCCUAGCAAGCCAUCAGUUGGAAAAAGGGUGACUUCAAAAACCAUCCUACCCCUCCAGGCUGCUAAGUCUAACAAGGCUCAAUAUCUGGUUCCAGAAGACAUGAGUUAUCCUGUAAAAAUAACACUGACUCCACUGACUUCUGCCAGAGAAAGCAGGACCCCAGAAACCAAGGGAAGAGAAGCAUCUGCUCACCUCAAAGAGGCACAAGUCACAAAAUAUUUGCCCUGUAGCAGUGAUUUCUGUAAUGGGAGGGGCAUUUGUACAAUAGAAGGAGAACUGAGAAUAUGCCAUUGUCAAAAAGAAUAUGGUGGAAAGUUCUGUGAGGAAGCAGCCCAUUCACCAACCCUUGCCUACAGAGCCCUCAGCUUAACCAUAGCCUUAUCAGUUAUUCUGGUGGCUCUGGGAACAUUUGUUUAUCUCAGAAGAGGACAUGAAUUACGAAGGUGGGUACCUACUAGUGCUAUGUGGAUUUUAGUCUAUAGAAAACUCAUGAAGGAAGAUUAA
Erinaceus europaeus (western European hedgehog) is the source of this 6353-nucleotide messenger RNA. RefSeq names its product prolow-density lipoprotein receptor-related protein 1-like. The transcript is spliced from 31 exons. NCBI's taxonomy places the organism in Eukaryota, Metazoa, Chordata, Mammalia, Eulipotyphla, Erinaceidae. Bases 129 to 6353 code for a protein of 2074 amino acids. The record is from RefSeq and is a predicted model, not a curated record. Gene Ontology annotation, molecular function: calcium ion binding; protein binding.